Molecule: messenger RNA, 824 nt
Organism: Lathyrus oleraceus (garden pea)
Lineage: Eukaryota; Viridiplantae; Streptophyta; Magnoliopsida; Fabales; Fabaceae
Product: early nodulin-like protein 1
Exons: 2
Coding region: 88-639 (183 amino acids)
Cellular component (GO): plasma membrane
Molecular function (GO): electron transfer activity
Source: RefSeq, a predicted model, not a curated record
ACUUCCCACAUUCCAAAACUUCCAAAACCAAACCAUUUUUUUCAUCUGUUACAAUCACAAGCAAAAAACAGAGCAAAAAAAAAAACAAUGGCUGUUUCAUCUUCUUCUUCUCUUUUGCUCCUUUUUGUUCUCUUUGCUUUUGCUGCUGCAGCACCUAAGGAUUACAUACUUGGUGGCAAACCUGAUGCGUGGAAGGUUCCGUCUUCUGAAUCGGACUCUCUCAACAAAUGGGCUGAAAGUGUUCGCUUCCACAUUGCAGAUCAUCUUCUUUUUACCUAUGAAGCUGGGAAAGACUCUGUUUUGCAAGUGAGCAAAGAGGAUUACGUGAGCUGCAACAUCUCAAACCCGAUCAAAAAGUACAAUGAUGGGAAAACAAAGGUGAGAUUUGAUCGUUCAGGUCCAUACUACUACAUCAGUGGAGAAAAGGGUCACUGUGAAAAGGGUGAGAAAGUGACUGUGGUGGUUAUAAGCCAAAGAAGUCCAAGUGUCGCUCCUGUUUCACCUGCUUCUGCGCCUUCACCAGGUGGCGGUGUUGAAGGUCCAGCCGUUGCUCCAAGUCCAACUAGCAGUGCAGAUGUUUUGCAAGGUGGUGGAGUUUUGAUGGCUAUGGGAGUGGUGGCUUCUAUGUGGGUUUUCUGAUUUGAAUUGCCAUCUUUUUAGUUAGAAUAUUUCUAUUAUUAUUAUUAUUAUUAUAAAUAUUGGGAUUGGUUUAAAGUGUUUUAGAGACAGUCACAGUGUGGUGAUUGCUAGUGCUAUUAUUUUGUUGGGACCAUAUUAUUCAAUUUUUAAUAGUAUGAAUUAUAAUUUAUAUGGUUUGGCUUUCA